Molecule: messenger RNA, 1308 nt
Organism: Emiliania huxleyi CCMP1516
Lineage: Eukaryota; Haptophyta; Isochrysidales; Noelaerhabdaceae
Exons: 1
Coding region: 1-1308 (435 amino acids)
Source: RefSeq, a predicted model, not a curated record
AUGCUCACGCUCCUCGCUCUCGGCCUCCAGGCGCCCGUGGCGGGCUACGAUGCGCGGCGCGGCAUCAAAAUCGUGCAGGAGCUCGCGUCUCGCAGCGUAGGAGGCCCGUUGCCAAGCUCAGGCACGGCCGACUUGAAGAAGAGUAUCCUCGCACUCCUCGAGCCGUUUGGGGACCCAGCCCUCCGGGUGCCGGACACGGAGUUCCGGUUGAUCGACGAGCAGUGCCGGCUUCUCGAGGCGCGCAACCCUGCGCGUGGCGCCGACGCGCUAGAGGCGCUGCAGGGUUGCUGGAAGGUGCGCUACAGCAACGCGCCGCCUCCCAGCAACGGGGCGCUCGGCCCCGUGCGCGGCGCGGCCUUCCAGCGCGUCGACGUGCCGAGCCGGACGUACACAAACGAGCUCUCGCUCCUUGGGGCGGCCCUCUUUGUCCAGUUGACCGCCACCUUUGAGCCGAGGGGGCCUCUCGCGCUGCGCGUCGCCUUCCAGACAAUCACCUUCUCCAUCCUCGGCCUCCGCCUCCCGCCCGUCGCCUUCCCGCCGGGAACGGAGCGGACGUGGCUCCUGACGUACACGGACGAAGACACGCGCCUUGUCCGCGCGGGUGUCGACGGCGGCCGCUCCACCGCUCGCGACCUCGGCCUGCUCUCGCGCGAGGAGGGCGAGGCAGCCGACUCGUACCUCUUUGUGCUCACGCGCGCCACGCCUUCGGAGUCCUCGCGGGCCCCCGCUGGCCUCCCCUCCCCGCUCGCACCGCUCGCGCGCGCCGCAGAGCGCAGGCGGCUCAAGGCGCAGCUGCUCGAGGCAUGCGGCGGGCAGUCGCUCGGCGCCGAAGCCGGGGCAGAGGACCUUCGGCGCGUGCGCGACCUUUCGGACCGGCUGGCGGCUCUCACCCCGACGGCCGACCCGGCGAGCUCCCCGCUCCUCUGCGGCACGUGGGAUAUUAUCUGGACGACGGAGAGCGAACUGCUCGCACUGACGAAGCGCGGCCUCCUCGGUCUGCCUUGCACCGCGGCAUACCAAGCCAUCGCACGCACGAGGGAGGGCGGCGCGGGCCCGUGGGCGUAUUCCCUCGACAACGCAAUCGAGUUCGACGGCGGCUUCCUUCGCGUCGGCUCCACGUGCGAGCCGGCGGCGAGCGGCGGGCGCGUCAAUUUCGUUUUUCAGAGCUGCGCUGCAAGGUGGCGUGCGCUCGAGCUGCCGCUGCCGCCCGUUGGCUCUGGGUGGUUCGACGUGCUGUACGUCGACGAGGAGCUGCGGGUGUGCAGAGACAGCCGCGGAGACCUGCAGGUCUGCGCCCGGCGAAAGUGA